Molecule: messenger RNA, 1458 nt
Organism: Acanthosepion pharaonis
Lineage: Eukaryota; Metazoa; Mollusca; Cephalopoda; Sepiida; Sepiidae
Source: the annotation of a GenBank genome assembly
AUGUCCGAAACAGAGAAACAAGAAGAAAAUAUCAAUCGGUUUCGACCUGGCAAAAUCAUCUCUCACUGUAUAACAUUAUCGCUACAUCGAAAUCUUCACCGGGUAGAGAUUCCUAUUCAUCGCCUCGCUGUUCAAAUCACAGGUACCCAAAAUAUUCCGGGUGAUUCUAAGACAUCUGUUUAUAUUGUAUAUCUGCCUCAAAAUAUCUAUCUAUCUAUCUAUCUAUCUAUCUAUCUAUCUAUCUAUCUAUCUCUCUAUCUAUCUAUCUCUCUCUCUCUCUCUCUAUAUAUAUAUAUAUAUAUAUAUAUAUAUAUAUAUGAUUCUUUUUAUUAUCUAUGUAUUUAUCUAUCUAUGUAUUUAUCGAUCUAUCUAUCUCUGUUUUUAUCUCAUUCUCUUUUUGAUCUAUCUAUUUCAUUCUAUUUAUUAUCUAUCUAUCUAUCCAUCUCAUUCUCUUUAUUAUCUAUCUAUCUAUCUAACUAUCUAUCUAUCUAUCUAUCUAUCUAUCUAUCUAUCUAUCUAUCUAUGUCGUUCUUUUUAUUAUCUAUCUAUCAAUUCAUCUAUUUAUCUAUCGAUUUAUCUAUCUCAUUCUGUUUAUUAUCUAUCUAUCUAUGUAUCUAUCUAUCUCUUUCUCUCUCUCUCUCCCUCUCUAUAUAUAUAUAUAUAUAUAUGAUUCUCUCAUUCUCUUUAUUAUCUAUCUAUUUAUCUAUCUAUCAAUCUAUCUAUCUCAUCCUGUUUAUUAUCUAUCUAUCUAUAUCUAUAUUCAUUCUGUUUUUAUUAUCUAUCUAUCAAUUUAUCUAUAUAUCUAUCGAUUUAUCUACCUCAUUCUGUUUAGUAUCUAUCUAUCUGUCUAUCGAUUUAUCUAUCUCAUUCUGUUUAUUAUCUAUCUAUCUAUCUAUCUAUCUAUCUAUCUAUCUAUCUAUCUAUCUAUCUAUCGAUUUAUCUACCUCAUAUCUAUAUAUAUUAUAUAUCUAUUUAUUAUCUAUGUAUUUAUCUAUCUAUGUAUUUAUCUAUUCUCUUUAUUAUCUUUAUUAUCUAUCUAUCUAUCUAUCUAUUUAUCUAUCUAUUCUGUUUAGUUCUUUUAUUAUCUAUCUAUCAAUUCAUCUAUUUAUCUAUCGAUUUAUCUAUCUCAUUCUGUUUAUUAUCUAUCUAUCUAUCUAUUUAUCUCUCAUUCUGUUUAUUAUCUAUCUAUCUAUCUAUCUAUCUAUUCUGUUUAUCUAUCUAUCUAUCUAUCUACUAUCUAUCUAUUUAUUAUCUAUCUAUCUGUUUAUUAUCUAUCUAUCUAUCUAUCUAUCUAUUUAUCUACCUCAUUCUGUUUAUUAUCUAUCUAUCUAUCUAUCUAUCUAUCUAUCUAUCUAUCUAUCUAUCUAUGUCAUUCUGUUUAUUAUCUAUCUAUCUAUCAAUUUAUCUAUCGAUUUAUCGCUCUCAUUCUGUUUAUUAUCUAUCUAUCUAUGUAUCUGA